AUGGCCGGCUCGCAGCUCAAACGCCUCAAGGCGUCCCUCAAAGAGCAGGGAAUUGUUGGACCCCAACAAUCGAAAAAGCAAAAGCGACGCAAUGCUCAGGAUGAGCGUUCUCGCAAUGACAAGCGACUCCAGCGUGGAGUCGUUCUAGAAGGCAUUCGCGAGCAGUUCAAUCCUUUUGACCUGAAGCAUGCCAAGGGUCCCAAGUUCGAGGUUACCAGUAACCGACCAACUUUGACUGCGGGAAGCAUCAAAGGACGACCUGGUCAGGCCAAGGCAGCUAGCGAAGAGAGGCGUCGAAACAAGGUCGGUGGAAUUAUCGAUCGUCGAUUCGGUGAAAAUGAUCCCACAAUGGCACCAGAAGACAAGAUGCUGGAACGAUUCGCUCGAGAGAAGCAAAGAAGUCACAAGAAGAACUCCAUGUUCGACCUGGAAGACGACGAACCAUCAGAGGGCUUGACACACAUGGGCAAGUCUCUCAGUUUCGAUAAUAUGGACGAUUUCAAGGAAGACGACCUGGAGGAGGAUUAUGACAGUGAUGGGUCAGUGCGUGAGCGACAAAGACUAAAGCGUAUUCGUGCAUUGGCCGCCGAGGGAAGCGAUGGAGAAGAUGCUGAGACCGACGAGCCUGAACGGAAAAAGACGAAGAAGGAGGUAAUGGAAGAGGUCAUCGCCAAGUCCAAACACUACAAAUACGAGCGCCAGGCUGCGAAGGAGGAGGACGAAGACCUUCGAGAAGAAAUCGAUAAGGAGCUUCAAACCAUCCAGGCCCAACCUGCGGACCGCACCAAGACUGAGGAGGAGAAGGCUGAAGAAGAGUCUCAGAGGUUGAAGGAACUCGAAGAAAAACGCCAGAAGCGCAUGCGAGGAGAGUCAGUCAGCGAUAGUGAGGACGAGGAAGUCAACAACAAGGGCAAGAAGACUGAGCAAGACGAGAUGGACCUGGACGACGAAGACGAUUUUGGUCUUGGUGACGGUAUCCGAGCUCGACCUACAGCUACCGAACUUGGAUUCGACGAUGAAGACGACUUCAUCAUCGACGAUGAUCUUGUGGCUGACGGAUCUGACAUGGAGCCACUCGAUGACAGUGACGAUGAAUCGAUGGAGGAUGGAUCUGAGGAGGAAGAGGAAGAGGAGGAUGAGUUUACCAAGGGCCUCCUCAACGAAGAAGAGAGCCGAAAUCCUGUCUUCGAAGUUGACUCGACUACAAAGGCUUCGGCCAUUCAGAAAGGUGAUGAGCAGGGUCUUCCUUAUACCUUCACGUGCCCCCAGACUUGCGAUGAGCUGAAGGCCACUCUGGCCCCAUACCCGACCAAGACCUUCCCUACCAUCGUUCAAAGAAUUCGUGCCCUCUACCACCCUAAGCUCAACAGCAAGAACAAGGAGAAGCUCGGCAACUUUGCUACUUCUCUGGUCGACUAUAUUGGUUCACCUUGGGAUCCCACAACUUCUGCUCCCUUUACUGUCCUCGAAAGCCUUGUCCGACACAUCCACUCUCUUUCCAAAAUGUUCCCUGUCGAGAUUGGCAAGCAGUUCAGCCACAACAUUGAGGAGAUCAGCACCUCAAGACCGCUGGACCUGGGGCCUGGAGACCUCGUUCUGUUGACUGCUGUUGGUACCAUUUUCCCCACCUCCGAUCACUUCCACCAGGUUGUCACCCCUGCUGUGUUGACAAUUACGCGAUACUUGGGCCAGAAGGUACCGCAAGGCCUGGCACACUAUGCCAUCGGCGCCUAUCUCUCAACCCUUGCUAUCAGCUACCAGAAGCUCGCAAAGCGCUAUGUUCCUGAGGUUAUCAACUUCUCUCUGAACACUCUCUGUGCUUUGGCGCCUGCUGCUUCUUCCAAGCAAUUCGGAAACUUUCCCAUCCACAAUGCUCCCGCCGAUAUCCGUAUCGAGAGCGCAAGUAAGGCCAAGGUCCGGAAGCCAAAUUUCUCGGACUGCAUCGCCGGGGAGUUGAAAAAGUCCGAAGCCAAUGCUAGUAAGGUUGCCAUUAUCAACGCCACAGCGUCCAUUUUAGAGGCUGCUGCGGACUUGUGGACUGGCAAGAGCGCAUUCAUUGAGACUUUCAGCCAGGCUGCAAGCGUGCUAAAGCAUCUCAACGGCAAGGCUUGCCGACCCCAGCUACCUACCGCUUUGAAUGAGAGGGUUGAGAAGUUGCUGGCCAAGUUCGACCGCAUGCUCCAGGUUGCCCAGCUAUCGCGUCGCAACGUUGAACUCCACCACCACCGUCCCCUGGCAAUCAAGACUUAUAUCCCCAAGUUCGAGGAGACGUUCGACCCAGACAAGCACUACGACCCAGACCGUGAGCGUGCAGAGAUGGCCAAGCUCAAGAAGGAGCACAAGAGGGAGCGCAAGGGUGCUCUGCGGGAGCUGCGCAAGGACGCCAACUUUAUGGCGCGGGAGAAGCUGCGCGUCAAGAAGGCGAAGGACGAGGCUUACGAGAAGAAAUACAAGCGCCUCGUUGCCGAGAUUCAAAGCGAGGAGGGCCGCGAGUCGAAUAUUUACGAGAGGGAGAAGUCUGCGAGAAAGAAGGCCAAGAACAGGUAAAUGGACAUGGCGGCAUAGGCUUAGGCGAAGGAUACCACAUAUUCAUUCAUAUAUUCAUUUGUGU
Fusarium graminearum PH-1 is the source of this 2611-nucleotide messenger RNA. RefSeq lists its product as uncharacterized. The coding region runs from base 1 to 2547 and encodes 848 amino acids. The transcript has 3 exons. Gene Ontology annotation, biological process: maturation of SSU-rRNA. Gene Ontology annotation, cellular component: small-subunit processome; Noc4p-Nop14p complex; nucleolus. The record is from RefSeq and is a predicted model, not a curated record. Lineage: Eukaryota; Fungi; Ascomycota; Sordariomycetes; Hypocreales; Nectriaceae.